Molecule: messenger RNA, 1179 nt
Organism: Funneliformis geosporum
Lineage: Eukaryota; Fungi; Glomeromycota; Glomeromycetes; Glomerales; Glomeraceae
Source: the annotation of a GenBank genome assembly
AUGUCUUCUAUUCCACCAUCAACCGCAUCAACUGCACGCGAAACAACAUUAUUUGGCGAUUCAACGACCGAAACUCCGUUGUCCUACGAAUCAACAGACCCUCUUCUUUCCGAGAUCAUCACCUACUUCAUUAGCCGAGGCUUUCAAUCAAGCCUCGUUAGGUCCUUUCUGGAAAGGGAGACUCACCUUGAUCUCAAGACGAAUGCGGAACUCAUGUUUGAUUUUCUUAAAGAGCGCCAGCAACUGAAUCCAACAAUCUUCGUUGGCAUUGAGGGAAGUGGUAUAAGUGGUGUAACUCCAGGCGAAGAUAAGAGAUUACUUGUGGAGUGGGGUCUUACGGAGGAAACCGCAAAUGAACUCCGUGAUAGUGUGUGUAAUGAUACCCUCUGGUCUAAACAGACUUUAUACCAUUGGUUAUUCGAAUGGAUCCUCAAUCCAUGGGAUUCCUUCUCUCAAAUGAGCUUUGAUAGGAUUUUCUAUGAUGUGCAAUUCCCACGCAAUCAGUGGAACAGUUACGAUAGAAAAGGUGGGCCACAAAUGUUCGCCUCUUCAUAUGAAGAUAUCGCUACUGGAAUAGAUGGCUUUUUAAAUAACAACACGAAAGUCACCAAUGCCAAUUUGAUGAAUACUAUGUAUCGUUCUUUCUUUCACGCAACAGAUUAUCAAAGCGCCCAAGCUAUCAGUAAGAAUGGAAUUAAGCUUACACAAUGCAAACCUAGUCUUGAUUUUGGGUCUGAUCCUAGCUUUUACCUAAACCCAUCGAUUGAUAAUGCAAUUGAUUGGAUUAAGGACCGUAAUGGAUUUCAUGGAAUUGUCGUGUAUUGGGUUGAUAUUGACAAAUUACAAAGCAUGAAUUAUCGCGAUCUAGUUUCUGAAGGUGAUGAUUUGUGGAAGAAGGUUGUGGUUUCGUCGAGAUGUGCACAGAACUCGGAAGUAGACGAUAAUUAUUUUGUCUACGGAUACCAAUUAUCCAACCCAAGGCAAAUUCUUUCUGAAUGGGAGAAUCACGGCGGAGAGGGUGUUGAGGAUUCAUGGCAGAAUGUCAUUCCCAGUGCUAGAUGGUUUGAACCUAUUAAACACAUUCAACUUGCUGUUAAGACUCGUAGGGCGGUAGGUCUUAUGAAUAGCUAUUGUGUUGGCGUUAUUUAUUUUCAUACAAAAAAACCAGUAGAUCAAUAG